AAUAUUGUUGUCCAUUCUUGAACUUGUUACUCAAAUUUGCACAAUGUAUAUUAUUUUGGCUAUUAUUGGAGGAAAAGGGGACAAUAAUAAGCAUUAUGUCCUCCAGCUAAACACAAAUAUCACUCGUACCUUUAACAUUGGACUUGUAUGAUCCCCUCUGUGUAGUCCUGAGACUUUGGACCUUGGCUCGCACCUCACCACCCACACACAGCACCUGAUCCCAGACCUGUUGGAGGAUGUUGUGGAUGGAGAGCCUGGCUGUGUUCUCACCUGCUCCACGUAUCCUGGACUAGCUGGGGAGCCUAGCCAACAGGAGGAGGAGAAUCCUGGACCAGCUGGGGAGCCUAGCCAACAGGAGGAGGAGAAUCCUGUACCAGCUGAGGAGCCUAGCCAACAGGAGGAGGAGGAUGCUGGACCAGCUGAGGAGCCUAGUCAACAGAAGGAGGAGAAUCCUGGACCAGCUGGGGAGCCUAGCCAACAUGAGGAGGAGAAUCCUGGACCAGCUGAGGAGCCUAGCCAACAGGAGGAGGAGGAUCCUGGACCAGCUGAGGAGACUAGCCAACAGGAGGAGGAGGAUCCUGGACCAGCUGAGGAGCCUAACCAACAGGAGGAGAAUCCUGGACCAGCUGAGGAGCCUAGCCAACAGGAGGAGGAGAAUCCUGGACCAGCUGGGGAGCCUAGCCAACAGGAGGAGGAGGAUUUUGGACCAGCUGAGGAGCCUAACCAACAGGAGGAGAAUCCUGGACCAGCUGAGGAGCCUAGCCAACAGGAGGAGGAGAAUCCUGGACCAGCUGGGGAGCCUAGCCAACAGGAGGAGGAGAAUCCUGGACCAGCUGGCGAGCCUAGCCAACAUGAGGAGGAGAAUCCUGGAUGUCCCAGGGGAAGGACAAGGUCACAACAGGAGAAAGACCCAGCUACCUCCUCCAGCAUAAAGGAGGAAGAGGACGAAGAGAAGGAGAGGGGCACAACCCCUUUAGCCGUCUGUGGACUCAUGGACCACAGUAAAGAAGACUAUUACCAGGAUCAUGACCCCUCCAGCUCUGAGCGCGUCAGGUGUGUGGCAGUGAGCUGGCAGGCUCAGGACACCCAGAACCAAGACCAGCACAAAAACAGCAUGACCCGAUUACAGAUGGCCGAUGGAAUAAACCUGUCUGACUCUGAAAAGAGCCCCUCCCUCAAGCAGCAAGCUCUGGAGGCUGAGCUGUGCCCCUCGCCACCCGGAACCCCUCAGGAGGACCUGGAUCACCCCCCUUGUACCAAGGACUACCAGAGCCUAACCCCAUCUCUCCACUCCCUCCCAAAACAGGAACAGGACAUCAUCAGUACUUCACUGACAGAAGCUAGUCCGGUCCAGAGGCCCCCCGUGUCUCUCUCUGAGGGCAGUAGCAGUGAAUGUCUGAAGACCCCUAGUCCCAGUCCUCUCCUUCAGCGCCUUGCAGUGGGUGACUGUCCCGUACCGUCCCCCCGCAGCCACAACCUCAGCUUGGGCCAUCGCUUCAACACGGACCCUGAAACGGCCCCCUCCCCACCCUGCUCACAACACAUCAGGAUGGCUCACUACACAGUGAGGACUGAACCAGCAGAGGGCGCAAACAAGGCCCCAUCGGUCACGACGCUCAACAGACACAUCCAGAACGUGAGGAAGAGGAUCAGACGCUUCGAGGAGCACUUUGAGCAAGAGAGACAGUACAGGCCAGCACACAAUGAUAGGACUGCCCAUCAUGAGGUGUCUAGACUGAUGCGGGACCUCACCAAGUCUCGAAAGCAGCUCAAAGAGCUGAAGCUGAAACAGUGUGCAGAGGGGCUCAGAGAGCAGCAGAAAGGGGGAAACACAGGGACAUGCAGGUCCACAAGUGAACCCAAGGGGGCGAUGGAACACUACCACAACAGUAACAACAAACCCUCACUGGAGGAGACCAUUGAUAGCCUGAUGAAGAGACUGAUGGAGAAACGAGAGGAGGAGGGACUGCCUGAUAACAUCAAGGAGAUGACUCCAGCUCAGAUGGCUGUGGAGAAGGUCACCCUGCAGAAGUGUCUGCUCUACUUUGAGAGCCUGUAUGGGCGACCGAGCACCAGACAGGAGAAGACUCUGAUGAAGCCCUUCUAUGAUCGCUACCGCCAGGUCAAACAGCAGCUCCUGUGUUCACCCACCACCAUCCCCGUCAUCACCACCAUAGAGGAAGAGGAGGGUUCUGAUGAAGAGUGUGUGAAGGACAGCACCUGGCUACCUCAUACAGCACUGCGUUGUGUGUCUUCAGAUGAGUCACUGCGUCUGCCGCAUAGUGAAGUGGCCAAUAUGCCCCUGGUGUCACCUCUGGAGGAGAUCAAAGGUCUACAGCCGCCCAGUGUCACCACUGCAACACUGCACGAGGCAUCAAGGUCAGAGUUACUGGAGCAGCUGAGGGUGACGCGAGCUGAGAAGAAGAGACUCCGUUCAGCUCUCCGAGUCUUUGAGGACCACUUCUACACACAGACCGGCCGGGCUGCCCAGAAAGAGGACCGUGGGCCCAUGGCAGAGGAGUACUGCGAGUACAAGAACUUAAAAGCUAAACUCCGUUUGCUGGAAGUCCUGCUCAGUAAACGGGAUAGUCCGAAGACUGUUUGAGCCUCCUUCACAGUGGGACUUUUAUUUUGAAACAGGUUUUUUUUGCUCACUUUAUUGGAUUUUUUUUUUCCCAGAACAAAUUUCAAAGUGAGAUAGCGGUACUUCUGGUAAUGUUUCAUGCGAUGCUUACAUGGUGAUGCACUUUAAAUGACUUUGAUGUUGACUGACUCUCACUUUGGUUAAGAGUGAUGGCAAGAGUGCCACAAGAAUUGCUGGGCCACAUCCAGCUAUUUUUAGUCCCUUAACAAGUCCUUUGUUAUUCAUGACAAAUUAUACUUUUUGUAUGCUACUAAUGUAAUUAUAAUAUUUUAUGAAACUGAUGUAGCGAGUGUAACACUUUCAUUUUAAGGAAAAAAAGAGAACAAAUAUAUAUCACAGUUGAUGUUAGAUAAAUGUUAUUUUAUGCUAUUCUAAGCUAUUUUAUGGCACUUUAUUGUUACUUGCAUUUUGUUCUUGCCAAACUAAUGUCGAUAUAACAGGUACGUAACGUGGUCUACUACGUUAAAAUGCUGCUCUUUGAAAAGUGCAAUCUUGGCACGGGGGAUAUGUCAUCCGAAUACACAAUCCGACGAUCCUGUAGAAUGUUUGUGCAUGUCAAUCAGUUUUUAGUCCCACAUUGUACUAUGAUAUGUAAUAGUUCAUAGUUGAUAUGAUGAAUUGUGGAAAUUCAAGUUAUACAUUACCUUGGAAAAAAACUAACUUGUGAAUGUUGGCAUAGUGCAAGUUACUCAAAUCUGUGUUGUUUUCUCCUGGUUGUGUUUAUCAUCCAAAAAUGUCAUUCUUUACUAGGAUCAGAGCUCUUGACAUUGUGCACUUCUGGUUUAUAUGUGUAUA
Molecule: messenger RNA, 3439 nt
Organism: Salvelinus namaycush (lake trout)
Lineage: Eukaryota; Metazoa; Chordata; Actinopteri; Salmoniformes; Salmonidae
Product: protein FAM13C-like
Exons: 14
Coding region: 992-2605 (537 amino acids)
Source: RefSeq, a predicted model, not a curated record